AUGCCACGCGACUCGCAGCUAUUACCAGACCACAGCCAGAUAUUACUACGAGCUGCACGAGCUGGGAGGCUCUACAAACUGCCAACCCCACCAGAUGAAGAGGAGAAGGAGAAGGGUGAAGAAGAGGAGGAGACAACAACUACUAAGGAACCUCAAACCGGCUACACUACCAAGAAAUGGUCCCAGGUCCCCCGCCACAUGGAAGAACCGGAGCCGGAGUACCUUGCUAAGAGAAGGAAAGGCCUGCCAUCGGCAUUUUCGAGGCAGAGCACGAACGGCCAUUCCGUGCCCAGCGGGCCGAUGAGAGAAACCAAAGUCAAGAAGACUGACGCUGAUGGGAGUGUUCAUGUUUACAAAGUUCUGGUGCCUGAAGGGCAAACAGUGGAGGGAGAGGUCGCUGAAGAAGAUGCGGAAAUGAAGGAGGCGGCUCCAGAAGAGGCUCUUCCCGGAACUGUGGUUGAGGGCGUUGGUAUCGUCAACGCUGAAGGUGUCGUGGUAGCAAAUCAGCCAACUCCCCCGAGGCGCAGGCCGCCCCCGCCUCGCAGAAAGCCUAAGAAGGGACCUGGCAGGGGUCGGAAGAAGGUCAUGUUCACUCCCGGCGAGGGUGGCAACGGUGCAACAACUGGAGCCGAUGGCAGCGCACAGGGCGGGGACCCGAAUAUUAAAAGCGAGGGUACCCCUGCUCCAGGUGACACGCCGAUGGCCGAGGGUGGAGACGACGAUGAGGAAGGCUCCGAGGGCUCCGAGGGUGAUGAGGAGGACGAUGAGAACCGCGAAGGGUCACCGACUCCCGGCGUGAAUACGCCGCUACCCAAGACGGAAGAAUCGGCCACUCCGGCUCCUGCACCAGGCCCCACUGAGUCAGCUUCUACAUCUGUCCCGCCUGAAGGAGCGCAGGCGCCAAUUGCUACGACUGAGGCCCUUCCCACUGCGCCCGAACAGGUUAUUCCCAAGAAACGACGCGCCAGCUCCGAUGACCGGGAUGCGUCAAGCUCACCGGAUCUCCCGCUCGCAGGAGCACCCGGCAGCAACAGCCGUCAGAACUCGGAACAACGCAAGACCAAAACGCCUACCCCUCCGGCGAAGAAAUCGGCCACUCCACCCCAAACGACGGAGACUAAGAUAGAACCUGAACAAGUGGAUCAGCCGAUUUCAGCGCCAGAGGCCCCAUCAGAACAAAAGCCCGAACAACCUCAAGAACCCCCGAAAGAGAAAACACCUGAACAGAAGGGAGAAGCUCCAGCGGAGCCCCCUACACAGCCGGCAGAGCCGCGGCCCGCCGAGCAGCAACCAGAGCCCGAGGCUAUGGAUAUCGAUGCAAUGGUUGCGCUACCCGAGACGGGGCCGCUGGGGGCAGCCGAUGGUCAAGCAGUUGAGAGUGAGUUGGAUAUUUUUGGGAGCCUGGAGCAACAAUUGGAGAAUGAAGGAAACAACUGA
This is a messenger RNA of Lasiodiplodia theobromae, 1437 nucleotides long. Its product is annotated as Lyr family protein. Bases 1 to 1437 code for a protein of 478 amino acids. The record is from RefSeq and is a predicted model, not a curated record. The transcript has a single exon. Lineage: Eukaryota; Fungi; Ascomycota; Dothideomycetes; Botryosphaeriales; Botryosphaeriaceae.